AUGGAGAUGCGACUUCCCGCCCUCUUUAGUCUUACGACCAACACUGUUGACGUCGACCUCGACCGUUCGAGCGAUUCUGAUUCUUCUAGGACCAUGGAUUCAUACGAUAGUGUGCCUCAGAGCCCGGAUGCUGGAGAGGACGAUCCGAUGCCACUUGCACCAUUGAACCCACAAACGAUGCCUCAAAUGGCACCCCAGCCCUCAAACGACCGUGACUCUGCGGCAAAACCUAGUGACGGUGGAGCUGCGGGAAGCGCCACGAAUCGCAACAACGGCAAUGGCGAUGGCGAGGAUGGGGACGACGAAGGAGAUUCAAAUGACAAUCCCUUCUUCCGUUAUGCUAGGAAAAAGCAGCCUGCUCGCUCAGGAGGGGUCAAGCAUCGACCUGCUGAAGAACUGAAAAUCAAGGAAACGAUGCGGAAAUGGUUGAAUGAAAUAAUGGAAGGCCAGGAUCAGCUCAAGGAGACAGUCUCCCAGGACGAGGCUGAUGACUUUACGCUGCUGUUCAAAACAAAUCCUCUUGCACGCCCUUGCUCAGUCGACGAUUUUCGAUACUGGAUCGCGGGUGGUCCCAAAUCGGCAUGGAACAAGGGUGCUUCAUAUGUCUUUGUAGAAAUUCUUGAGAAGAGGAAGCUGAUUGCCACACCCGAUGUUCAGACUCGUGAUGCUAUCCGCGAAGCUUUCCUUUUACGACUCAAAACACUUCAUGCAUCUUGGAUGGAAAGACAGAAAAUGCUGGAGGACAACAAAAAUCCUCGCUCUCUAUUUUCCAAAAGGUGGCAGCGGAAAAAUACCCUGUUCCAUCGUCGAAGGGAGGUCAUCAUCACCUUCCACUCGCUUGAGUCCUUCCUCUCGUUCUUCGAUGAGCUAGGCGUCGCAGGAAUGUCCUCUGACGAUGAGGAUCCUGGCAUGAAGAAACCGCAAGUGCAAUACAUUAUCAAGGCGCCGAAAUGGCGAAGCGUCGAACUUCUGAAUUUACUCAGGUUGUUGGACUACUGCCAUCUGGAAGGUCGAUGUACCACUGAAGCAACUAGAUUCGGUUAUACGCGAGGGGCUCCUCCUCGAAUUCGCAUCGAUAAAAACGAUCGAAGUUCGAAGACGAAAUACGUCUCUGGCCUACCUGCAAACUUUUACGAUGCUCAGUGGCUCGAGGAACAGGAACCUGGAUGGGCUAAAGGUGGAAGUGGAUUUGUUAACGAGUUUGUUCGUCCGCGAAAGCCCAUCAAACUCAUUUUUCCUGCAGACCUUUUGAAGACAUUGAAGGACCGAGGAUACCCCAGGGCGCAAGGUCCAGAGUGA
Molecule: messenger RNA, 1299 nt
Organism: Lentinula edodes (shiitake mushroom)
Lineage: Eukaryota; Fungi; Basidiomycota; Agaricomycetes; Agaricales; Omphalotaceae
Exons: 5
Coding region: 1-1299 (432 amino acids)
Source: RefSeq, a predicted model, not a curated record